Molecule: messenger RNA, 2988 nt
Organism: Cheilinus undulatus (humphead wrasse)
Lineage: Eukaryota; Metazoa; Chordata; Actinopteri; Labriformes; Labridae
Gene: pms1
Product: PMS1 homolog 1, mismatch repair system component
Exons: 13
Coding region: 82-2802 (906 amino acids)
Biological process (GO): mismatch repair
Cellular component (GO): MutLalpha complex
Molecular function (GO): ATP binding; ATP hydrolysis activity; ATP-dependent DNA damage sensor activity
Source: RefSeq, a predicted model, not a curated record
GCCGUGAGCCCUGGUGUGUUGUUUAUGAAAGAAUAAACACGAGCUGCAGUCGAAAAAAACCUCUAACAGGUAUCUUAAACCAUGAAGCAGCUGCCUCCAGAUACCGUGCGGCUGCUUUCCAGCUCUCAGGUCAUCACGUCGGUGUUGAAUGUUGUGAAAGAACUGAUAGAAAAUUCCCUGGAUGCUGGGGCCACAAGCAUCGAUAUUAAACUGGAGAACUAUGGUUUGGAUCGGAUAGAAGUGCGUGAUAACGGCCAAGGAAUAAAAGCUGCAGAUACUCCUGUGAUGGCUGUGAGACAUUUUACCUCUAAGAUCUGCAGCCAUGAGGACCUUGAGCAACUGGAGACAUAUGGCUUCAGAGGAGAAGCACUGUGCUCCAUCUGUGCAGUGGCUGAGGUUUCUGUCAUCACAAAAACAGAAGAGGAUGACAUCAGCACGCAGUACACGUUGAACUUAACGGGUGGGAUUGUCUCACAGAAGCCAUCUCACCUGGGUCAAGGUACCACAGUGAGUGUGCUGAAGCUUUUCAAGAAUCUUCCUGUGAGACGUCAGUACUAUUCUUCAACCAAGAAGUGCAAGGAGGAACUGAAGAAGGUGCAGGACCUGCUGAUGGCCUAUGCCAUAAUAAAACCCGACCUGAGGAUCACACUCGUUCACAAUAAGGUGGCGGUUUGGCAGAAAGCCAAGGUGGCCGAUCACAGAAGUGCGCUUAUCGCCACGCUGGGGUCCAGCACCGUUGCCAACCUGCUCCCUUGCCAGCAUCACCAAGAGCAACCAGAGAUUGUUUUAGAAGGCUUUUUCCCAAAGGCAGGAGUAGACUACUCCUCUACAAGUUCAUCUAACCCUGACAAAACAUUCAUCUACAUCAACAACCGACCUGUCCACCACAAAGAUAUCAUGAAGUUGGUUCGUCAACACUACACUGCUCAGUAUCCUGAUGACUCAGCCAGGAACCGCUAUCCCAUCCUCAUGCUUAAAAUCACAGUUUCGGCCUCCUCAGUAGACGUCAAUUUGACACCAGACAAGACCCAAGUUUUACUUCAUGACAAGGAGGCUGUGCUGACGGCAUUAGAGGCUUUUUUGGUUUCUCUCUACGGCUGUCAACCAAGCUCUGAGCCAGCAGCAGAGAAGCAGAGCAUCCAGGAGACGUCUACCUCACCAAGUAGUCCUUCGAACUCUCAUGUUUCUCUGCUGGGCAAUGAACAAAGUGUCACCAACCACAAAGGUGACUUUUUAGAAGAUACAUCUAAACAGAGGGACACAGCAGUAAGAAGUGACGCCCCACUGGACCGUCGGCCAUCAAACAGCAGCUCCUCGUCCUCUUUCGCUGAGGACUGGAUUGUAAACCAGAUCCCAGCUGAACUUGUCCCUAAAUUUUCUCUGUAUGAUGACCAGAGCUGUCCUAAGACUGGUUCAGACAGCACGUCCCCGGAGAAACUCAAAGACAAUGCUGAGUCAAGCUCAGACGUGAACAAUGUCCAGUUAUCAGCUGAGGACUGGAGCCGGGGGAUGGCUUUGACCGACCCUGUAUCAGGAGAACCCCUGCAGCCCGUUGAAAUCCAUCAACCCCAGAAGAACAAUUCCUCUGAAUCAAACAAGGAGAAGGGUGAGAGCAGCCCAAACAAAAAGAUGAUCAACGCCAUAACAGAGAAGCGGGCCACUCUGACGGCCUACGACCUGAUCAGCAAUCGCGCCAUGAGGGUGCCGCUGUCUCCUACAGCCCUUUUUGACAAGGAGGUCAGAGCGGAGGUCCUGAGGGAGAAGCCCACAGCCAGCCUGCAGGAUAUUAGCGUCACCGUGCAGGAGAGGUGGAAAAAUCUGAGGGAGGAAGAACGUAAGAAGUAUGAAGACAAGGCUAAAAAGCACCUAGAACACCACGACCAGAGGACCAAGUUUGCCUCUGCUGAAAGCCCCAGAGAGAUGAGCAAAAUCAUCCCGAGAGGCCAAGCGCAGGGCCUGAAACGCAAAGCUCCAGCAUCCAACCAGCAGCUGCUGGAUGAGCUCUUCUCUGCUCAGCCACAGAGGAAGACCAAGAGCCCUGAGCCCAAGCCCUCGCAGCCCCUCCCCUUCAGUGUGGCUGCCCUUCGGCAGCAGCUUCAGCGCCUUUCAUCCCAAGGCGGCGCAGUGCCACGGGGCCUCCGUCUUGUAAACCGGCUGGCCUCUCAGAGCGCCUGGGUCAUUUUAUGUGGUCAGAGGCUCAUGUUGUUAAACCCAUUUCGAGUGGAGGAAGCCUUGCUGUUUAAGAGACUUCUAGAGAAUAAUAUAGUUCCCGCAGUGAGUCUGCAGAGCCCCGUACAGUUAACAGAUGGAAAUCUGGGGGGAGCUGAGUAUACUGAGGCUUUGUGCAACAUGGAGAAACAAAAACCUGAUCUAAAUGGAGGGGCCCUCUUCUCUGAUCCCCGGCUCGUGGCUAACGGCUUCAAAAUCAAACUCACUCCAGGUCUCACGUCAGCAGAGAGACAUCUGGAAGUGACAGCAAUGGCAGACUGCGUGCCUUUCUUCGGUUUGGAGGACCUUAGGGAGAUCCUGACUGCAGUUCUUCACAAGAAAGCCCGGACUGUGCAAGAGUGCCGGCCACUGAAAGUCACAAACUACCUUCAAGGUGAAGCAGUAAGACUUGCACGUCAGUUGCCUACAAAUUUAACCAGGGAAGAUGUGGAGGAAACUCUCAAACGGAUGGAGCAGCAGCUUGAUGAGAAAAAACAGACCUGCAUCCAUGGACGACCGUUGCUCCAUCAUUUAUCGGACAUCCCGUCUUCAGAGCAGGAAGCUAAAGCUCUGGUCAGGCCUUUAGAGCUUUAAGACACCUCAGUCACGAGUCAAGGCACUGAUUUGUCUCCAUACUGUUAAAAUAAUGUUCAACUUCACUACUCACAGAACCUAAAAUCAAAUACUUUUCUAUGUUUUGUGCACAUCUUGACUGAGCAUCUGACUAAUUUUCCUAACCUUAGGAAGCUCACUUUUUUGAUGCAUUGAUAAUAUUUCAUG